GCAACCGGUUGGGCGGGGGAAGCGGGUGCGGAGGCGGGAGGGCGGGUGCCGGCGCCCCGGGAGCGGGGCAGAGCCGCGUAGGGGUGAAGCGUUCGGGUUGGCGGCGGUGAGGAAGUUACCGGGAGCGAGGAGGGGCCUGGGAGCGCGAAGCGUUUGCGAGCUGGAGGAAAGCCAGCGCUCUCUCUCUAGCCCAGAGGGGUGCGCCUGGACAGUGGGAGAUUUCCACCGAUUACCGUUGCAUCAUGUUUGCUUCUUCUCUUUCAUGUCUGCGUUUUCUAUUUAAGUUGGCAGUGCUUCCAGAGAAGACCCUCUGUACACACUGUCAAGUGAGAAGGACCACUCAAAGUCAAAUAUCCAUGUUCAACUUGUCGGUGAUAAAGUGAGAGACACACACGUGGAGCUGAAAACGUUGCCUGUUAUCAUAGAGAUCCUUGCAACAGUAUGGCUGUGUGAACAGUUCGGGCCAAACAAAGUAAAGGCACCAAUGUUCAGAAGUAUGUUUAGUAGCUUGAUCCAUUUCCCAGGCUACAGUCUGUGCUUGGAGGGCAAAGAUCCAGUGCCUCCAUUUAUUGACCAAAGAUGGAGAGGGAGGGCUCAGCAGCGCCUGGAGGCUCUUCAGCAGCUUGCUGUAACUCAGUCUUCUCUUCAAAUACCUCAAAUUGUGUAUGAAGAUCCUGAAGUUAGUGGAAGGAAUCGCUACAAAUAUUUUGCACGACCUCUCAUCCCUUCUAAUAAGCUGCUUCCACUAAAUCUUGCCUACACAAUGGCAAAGACAGAGCUCUGUGUCCAUUCAGCUACAAGAGACAGCGAGGUCUUUGGUCCCAAGUUACGAACUUUGGGCACACAGACAGAUUACAGGGAUGGAGAAGCCCAGACAGAUCCCUAUUCCCCUGAAUAUGUAGUUCCCAGUGGCUCAGUACCUGAACUUCUGACACUUGCUACGCUCACUUGGGGUCGGGGGCUACCAGCAGGACUUGCCGAGGUGGAGAUGAUUGAACGUGCCCGGGAAAAACGUGCAUGGGAAGCAACUCUUCCAGCAAUGGACAGUGCCUCACAAAUUGCAAAGAGGAGGAAAAUGAUGGAUGAUAUGGAGAGGAAGGAGUGGGCCUUUAGAGAACAGGAAAUAGAAAAGUUGCAGGAAGUUCGACUGGAAGUCUUAAAGAAGCUGCUGCGAAGGCGAGAGGAGAAUCAGAAUGAGCUGGAUGCCAAGCGCUUGGAUGACCACUGGCAAAAUCAUCAGAAGGCUAAAGAAGAGAAAAUUAAAAAGAUUCAGCAUGACUGUGCACUGAUGCUCAGGAAACUGAUAUCUAAGAGGAAUAAUAUGAUGGGGAAGCUGGAGAGACGAGAUCUCAUCAAAGAGUAUACAGACUUUGCCUCACAAACAUACGCUCCUUUGUCUAGAAUUGGUUAUUUCCCAGACAACCAUUCUGAACGCUAUGUGGUAAAAAGCUUGUAUCUUAACACUUUCGCAGGACUGUGUGAAUUGGAAGCAUCUCUCCCAGAUUCUGUUACUCAGGUCAAGAUUAAAGCUCCAGAACCUAAGUACACUACCACUAAGACUGGAUUUAUUAAAAGAUCAGCAAGGCUAGAGGUGGAGCUGGCACAAGUUCACCAGGCACUACUGGAGAAGAAGAAUAAAGUCAAGGAACCAAAGAAGCCCCUCCGUUUCCUUGAAAAAGUAGAAAAGCCUGUUCCUCGGCCACCCACUCCAAUCCUGGAAAAACCAUCCAUUGAGGAAGAGGAAACAGAACUGGCAGUGAUCUGUCUGCAGAAGUUGCUCCGCGGCAGGGCUAUUCAGAACAUGAUGUUUGAGGGGAAGGAGAAGCGGCUGGACCUGAUCCAAGAGCUGCGCACCACUCAUGCACUCCAGGAGGAUGGACAGCUGCUCUUGAAGGCAGAGGAGCAGAUGACACAGGCUCUACAGCAGCAGCAUGACUUGCAAAUGCACAAGCUGUCAUCAGUGGAAAACCACUUGGCCAGGGAAGAAGGAAGGACACUGGCGAACACACUUGAUUUCCUGUCCAAAGAACUGGUGAGGCUGCAAGAAGAGCGGAAGAUCCACGCUUUUGUCAUGCUGGCUGAGAGGCAGAGGCGGAUGCGGGAAGCGGAGGAGAGCGGACGCCGUCAGGUGGAGGAGAGGCGGCAGCGGGAAGAAGAUGAGAUUUUCAGACAGGUGGUGAAGGUGCACCAGAGCACUAUUGACUCCUACUUGGAAGACAUUAUCCUGAGCAGCAUGGAGGACACAGCUGAAGAACAAGCCAGGGAAGAGAUUCAGAGGAUGGCUGUAGAAAUCAAUGACGUUGCUUACGAAAUGGAAAGUCGUCGAACUCGCCUACAGUCAGAAGAGAUUGUAGCAGAGCUGGUUUAUGAUUUCCUGAUUCCAGAAGCUGAGAAAAUGUCUAUCAGAGACAAAGUGAGGCAGUCCCAAAGAAAACACAUCUCUGCUGCUCAUCAGAUCAUCCACAGAGGCACAGAGAGGGUAAUGGCUGAUCUGGCACUACAUCGGGAGCCAUCUGCCAGCAGGAUGGAGGGAGACCCUCCCGCUGGGACAGCCAGCGCCGCUGUGAGUGGGGCAGCUGACAGCAUUUGCUCUGCCCCAGCUGCACACGAACGAUCUGAACUUCUGUGCAAAGGAAGCCCAGGAGAGACAGCAGUGAAGCCUUCUGACGGAUCAGACAAGGAUCCCACAGCCUCCUAGAGACAGAAGAUGAGCCAGGGCCCCCAGCGUGGAAAAUGCUCACUGUCUCUUGGGCUGUCCCUCCUGCCUGCCAGCAGUGUUGUUUUCCCGGAACCACUCUGUGUGCAUUUUGGUGUGGCAGCCCCCAUCCAGCGCCUUCCACCUCCUCCCCAACCAGCUUUGAACCUCAUUAGCUAAUUUUCCUCUUCUGCUUAUUAAAAGAAGCGUGAGUGAGAAAGAAGUGUUAGCAUUCCUUGUUCAUUUUCCUGGCACAGGCCAAUAAAGAUCUGCACCUGGACUUUAGAUGGUGUUUCCUUGCAUUAAUGACAUUAAUUGAAAAAAAUAUUCCAGCAGUGGCAAAUUUUGAGUUGAGACCGUACACGGAGUCUUUUCUCAUGCACAUCCCACUGAUUUCCUUCGUAAAGCAAAGUGGAGUGCCUUCCUACAGUGGCACUGCUGUUAAUAAAGCGUUGAAGUUGACUGAAAA
Molecule: messenger RNA, 3164 nt
Organism: Tyto alba (common barn owl)
Lineage: Eukaryota; Metazoa; Chordata; Aves; Strigiformes; Tytonidae
Gene: CFAP91
Product: cilia and flagella associated protein 91
Exons: 19
Coding region: 485-2698 (737 amino acids)
Source: RefSeq, a predicted model, not a curated record